GGAGUUUUAGACAGUUGUAAGCUGCCAUGUGAGUGCUGGGAUUGAUCCCGGCUUUCCUAAAGAGCAACAGGUGCUUUUAACCACUGAGCCACCUCUCCAGCCCUUUGUUUCAGGCAUUGUGGUAGGUGUUUUCACAUAUAUUAAAUUAAAAUAUGUAACUCUUUAUGUCUCUAGUCCUCAUACCAACCUUCCACAUGGGUGUUAAUAUCCUUGUAGAUAUUAUGUAAUUUCUGCAUUCUAAAUUCCAAACACAGAGACUAGAAUCUUCAGCCUUGCUAAGGAAAUGCCUCAUUUUAACUCUUCAUUGUGUUUUGUAGAACACAUCUUUUGUACUGGUUUAUUGAUAACACAAUUAGUAAAACAAUUAAUGUUUGUAUUUAUUUUCUACCCCACACUCUGUGCCCCCAUUUUCCUUAAUUCAUUCUUAAAAAUAAUUAAGGAUUCUGUUGGAGAUAUGAAGUUAAAAAAUAUGAUGUAAUUUGUGUUAAGAUAUCAUAAUGAAUAAAUAGAAGAAACAUAAUGUAUACAAGUCUGUUGGUAAAAUUGCCAACGAUAUUCUUGGAAUGUGGUGUGUGUGUGUGUGUGUAUGUGUGUGUAUGUGUGUUUCCACAAUCAUCAGUGUUUGGCUUAUUAAUGCAGUACUUCUUGUUAUCUAUCUUUUCCAAAUAAAAACUAACCAUUGUUUGAGGAUAAUUAUAGAUACAAUUGCUGAUCACUAUGCAUAAUCACCUCAGUUAACCAACCAGCUGAAUAGAGUAGUAUUAUUACCAUCUUUAAACAAAGUUAGUAAUAGAGGUCUGAGUGGAUUUGGUUCACUGGGAGCAGAUAUUGAGAUGACCAGGAAUCCACAUCUGUGUAAAGACAGAGGUGAUGCAGAACAGGGGAGAAAUUAAACUGUGGUGCAGGCCUGACCACCUUGGCCAAUUCAAUGAUGCAUUCUAUCACAAGAACGCCCCAGCAGCGUUCCAUGUUGAGUGAAAAUAGACAAUGCUUUGUACACUUCUCUUGGUCCAUUGUUAUGUGCAGGGUGUCAAGGACAGAAUGACCUUGGGUAAAGCACUUCUCAAUGGAGAACACACUGAGGGAGUUAAUGUCUGAGGCUUGUGUUAACUGCUGUCCCCAGAACAGUAAACACAUCCAUAGAGCACAAUCUUGUAGGGCAUCCUUGGGUCUACCUUGGGUUCUAAGACUUUAAAAAGCAUGACAUCUAGUGAGUAUCAAAUCUUUGAUACCACAUCUCAAAAGUUCACCAGUUCCACCAACAAGUCAAUUUCUAACCAUCCUUUCAAUUGAAUGUGUCCGAACCAUGUUUAUAUCUUUUUCAGAAUUGCACUCUGGCCACAGUUCUGUGGGAUCUGAAUUCAGUAGGUUAAGUGCAAGACCUAGGAAUCAGUCAUUUUCUAACAAGUACUCAGGCUGAUUGUAAAGAGCAGUCAUGUAUAGAUGCCACUGCUAGCAAUAACAUUAGUGCGGAAAUCGAUACAUUAGAAUGAGAAUGGUUUUAGAUGUGGGGUGACGCUAUGGAGUAUUAUCUGGGUGUGCGCUAAAAAAGUCAUGACUAAGGAGGGUCUGAUGUUGUCGAACAUUAUUGCAUCUAAGUCUGUGACUGCUGUUUUUCUGAACACCUGGAUGAAAUACUACAGAAAAUAAAGUUGCUUUAUGCUUCACAGUAGUAACUGAGUCAGCAAGUAAGUGGAAUAAUUACUGUGCAAGUGGCUCCUGGGUGUUUGUAAAGAUAAUUUGCAUUUUGCCAAAUUCUAUUUUACUUUUUGUCAUUCAACAUACAACUAGCAGUUUGUGUUCUAAAGUUCAUGUUUUAAAACUGUUCCCAGUAUGCAACAAAUCACUUCUAAGAAUGCAGUAAACUCUUUCAAUAUGUGCAUUGACAUGGAAAUUACAAUUUUCAGAUCAAAUGAUACAUGAUUACGGUGGGAUGGUUUGAGAUAAAAAGCCUAGCUACUGGAUAAGUUAUAAACACAAAGCAAUACUGACUUGUCAUUGAGCAAUGCAUUUCUGAAUCUGGCUUCUUUCAGUUCUUUCCUAGAAUAAAAAGGAGAGUGAGAUUCUGAGGCAAAGUCUUGGCUAGUGGUACUCUCAGUACUGCCAGCUGUGAAGUGCUAAAUAGCCAGUCUGUAGCCUCGGCUGGCCUCGAACUCAUAGAGAUCUGCCUGGUUCUCCGAGUGCUGGGAUUAAAGGCGUGCACCACCAUGGCCUGGCCAGGAUGGACUCCUUUAUAUGACAAAAGAAAUCAUGAGGCUGAUGGUUCAGCCAGUAAAAUACCUGCUGUGCUCAAAUGAGGACUUUAAUUCAGAUCCCCAGAAACCACAUAAAAGGAUAGAUACAGUGAUACGUAUUUGUAAUCCCAGUGCUGGGAAGUGAGUGAGAGAGACAGAUGGAUUCCUGGAGCUCAUUUCCAGUUCACUCUAGUCAAAUCGAUGAGCUUCUGGUUCAGUGAGAAGCCCUGUCUACAAAUAUAAGGUGGAAAAUGACUGAGAAGGAAACCUGAUCCAUGAACUCGCUCGGGAGAAUGCACACAGCAUGUCUACACAUCUACAUGAACACUUACAUACAUGACACACACAUCAAAAGCAGAAGCAGAAGCAGGAGGAGAGAGAGAACAAUUCCCAGAGCAGAGAAUGAUGAAAGUCUGUACUUGACAGGCUUUACUUCUGGUUGGAUAAUAUUGUGAGCUUUAGAUGAUUCAAGGCUUUUCUUUUAAACUUCUCAGGCCAUUUCGGAGGGACAAUGAACAUUGCUUUAACUGCCACAGGAAUUGCACACCCCAUUCUGAACAGGAAAGAGGAAUGAGUGGUAACGUACUAUAAACAGGGUGCCUCCUUGGCCAGCAGUGUGGCUUCUAAGAGCUCUGCAGACUGUAUUACCUGGUGUGCCCAGGGUACAUGGAUGUCAAUACUGGUUGGCCAAGUUUCUUAAAUUCGGAAGCAGCGUGCUCAUUCAUGUUUGUAUCUCCAGCCGCUGUGGCUUAUCUGUUUAAAUAAAUGAAUACAAAAUACACUGGAGUUUGGCCUUGGAUGGAUAUCACCACCCUUGGAGGGAAAGAUUUCUCAGUUUCUCCCAAUGACUACAAAUGCACAAGUGAAAAACAUCAAGCUUUUUCAUUUGGAAAAUACAUAAGUUCCUGUUGUUUUAAGCUAGUGAUUAAAUGUGAGCUGGGGACCCAGAGCCCUCCCUCUGCCCCCCAGCAAUCUAAUUUAGGACUUUCCCAUUUCUUACUUUACUGCUUAAUCUAGACAACAACCACAUAAAGCAUACCCAAAAACGGAAGUUUCCUUUAAUUGGUAUUCAAGAUCUCGUUUUUUGCUUAGAACUUUAAUAUUUAGAAAGAACAUGGAGACAGCACUAAUCGUGAUUGUGUUCCAUUGAUAGGCAUCUACAGACCGAAGAAGAAGGCCCUUUCUUCUUCCGUUGGUGAAGUGCAUCCUGUCACUCAUUUUCUCCAUAAGCUCAGAGAAGUCUUCACUGCUUUCAGAAAAUCACUCAGGCUCUUCAUACUGUCCUCUCCCGCCAGCUCUCCUGACUUUUUUUCCUCCUAAGAUGCUGCUAGGGUAGAUAAUACCAUCCAGCUCGGAAGAUCCCUAGGGAAGAAGAGAAGCCUUCUGCUGGAGGAGUUUACCCCUGCCUGAUAUGUGCUGGGAAUGAAGACACUGCCUGCCAUGCUUGGGACUCCAGAGUUAUUUAGGGAACUCUUAAUCCUCCACCUGGGCCUCUGGAGCAUCCGUGGUGAAGAGUCAUGUGAAGUACAAAUUAAGGUUAACAGGCAUUCGGAAUAUGUCACAACAGGAGAGCACUUUAAAAUUAAAUGUCCUGUGACAUACUGUGAUCACAGACCUAAUGUGACUUGGUGCAAGUACAGUGGAAAACAAUGUUUACCUUUUGAGUUUGGACCUCAGAAACACACUAGUUGGGAAGAAAAGCCAGAGGCUUCGGUUUUUAUUCUCCAUUUUAAACCAAUAAAUGCCAGUGAUGGUGGAUCAUAUAGCUGUUCUACAAACUUUAAUUCUAAUGUUAUUUACAGCCGCACAAUAACCAUCAAUGUGACAGAAAGGACUCAAAAUGAUUCAGAACACCAUCUAAUAACACCGUCUGACAUCCCAGAUGCCACCAACGCCUCAGGACCACCCACCACGGAAGAGAGGCUGGACAUGAUCUGGCUGCUUUACAGCUUGCUUCCUUUGGGGGCAUUGCCUCUGCUGCUCGCCUGUUUCUGCCUGGUCUGUUUCCUGAAAAGGCGCCAAGGGAAAGGAAAGAUGCCUUCUGACUUAGCAGAAAGGGACGUUAACCUGGUUGAUAUCCCAGUGAGUCCCAGGACAAAUUCCCAAACACUGCCAUCAGAAACUGGCAUUUAUGAUAACGAUCUCUGGUCAAGUGUCCAGGAAAGUUCUGAAUCUACAACUAACUCCCAAUUGGAGGGAAACAAACAGGGCAUUGUUUAUGCUUCUCUGAACCAUUCUGUUAUUGGAAGGAACCCAAGACAGGCAAAGAACAUAGAAGAGGCACCCACAGAAUAUGCAUCCAUUUGUAGGAGAAGUUAAAUCUGGUACUGACAUAGACUGUGAGCACUGUAGGAUGGACUUGUCAAUACCACUGUCUCGACCUUUGGGGUCAAAUAACUUUCUUCAACCCGGGAAUUUUCACGUCAAGAUGGUUCGUACUGGGCUGUGUCCGAAAGGUCCAUAGAAUAUUUAGUUAAAAUUUCUGCUGAAAACUUUGGAAGAGUUUUGUACAAGAGCCUUGAACAAAAGACUUUUCUCUGGGAAAACUCAUAUCGCAAAUAGUAGAAUAAUAGAAUGUUUAAAUUUGACCAUGUCUUACCCAAGGUGUGAAUUUAAUAUUUCCUUUGGAACUCUCAGAGAGACUUGCAGGGAAGAAAGAAGUGUGACAUUUGGAUCAACUCACUACACAUUCUAGAAAAAGGAUGGCCCAAUUUGACUGACUAAUCAUAAAUACAGUAAUGAUUGUAUGUUCCCAAUCUUCCAUGAUAACACAAUUUCUCAUGUCAAGCUAUAGCUAAGGUUUUAUUUUUCUUAAUAUAAAGGAAAAUUAUCUUGGACCCAAUUCAGAAAAAUAUUAGAAAAGGUAAUUGGUACAAUACAGGUACAGAAGAUGCCGAGCAGAGGUGGGGCCAAUGUACAUUAUCCCUGCUAAUGAGAUGCUCAUUACCACCCUGCUAAAUCAAGAAAGUUGGGUAGGACAGGAUUCAUCAAUGUAUAGUGAGCACUUUUGUAAUCAGAGCGGUAGUGUUCGGAUCAAGCAGAGUAAUGUGCAUGAAUGUGAUGCAAUGCUACCGAACUAAUACACGUAUGAACAUAUGAACAAGAGUCAACGGGAGGAGAGAUUAUAAGGCGAAUCCAGAUUGAACUUUUAAACCACCGUGUGCUUUACUCGAGAGCCAAUUCAAAGGGCCAUUCAGAAAAAGAAAGAAUCUGGAAUAUGUAGUUGAUCAGUAGGCGUUGACAUACUUUCAUGAAUGUCUGUUUCUUGCUUCUUAUCAAGUGAAUCAGGACGAAUCAUAUGUAAUGAAAUAUGGCAUAUGGAGGUCAUUCAGGUUUAAAUUCUGACAUUGUAGCUGCUUGAGAGGAUAGAUUUUUCAGGUGUGCUGAAUUUCCAGAUUACUUGAGUCUAAUUAUUUAAAACAUAGCUCGUAAUUUUAUUCAUCAGCCUGAGGCUUGAGUUCUCUGACUCUGAAACUGAGUAUCGUCAUCAUUUUAGUAUGCAGUGGAUGGCAAAAGCUAGAAGCCACUAGAACAAACACAUGAGCUGCUGAAUGAGUGAAUAUGGUCCAAGUAAUUGUGCAGGUGUGUGUGUGUGUGUGUGUGUGUGUGUGUGUGUGUGUGUUCCUGUGCCCAUGCAUGCUAAAAUGAAAACGUAAGACAUGACUUACAGAAACAAGACAAGAAACCAAUCAGAUUGCUGCCCUAUUUUUAGUUUGCUUAGGAGGUACAAAUCAUAGAACCAACUGGGCAUUAAAGAAAAUAAGUUCUGACACGGUGGGAAUAGGAAUGUUGUUAGAGAAGGUAUUCAGAAACAGACAACGAAGAGGCCUUGCUGAGAAAUUUCUCAGCCACUGCUCACAUCAGGUUUCAGUUCCCUGGAUGUGGGACAGCAGACACUGUUUUCAGAUACUCUUGCAACCAACUCUAGGUAAGCUCUUUCAACCAGGUGCAUUUGUGGGUAUUUAUGCAAAAAAAAAGUCUUAAAAUAGCUGCUUUAGCUGCUCAUCUUCAAAACGGAAACAGGAAGUAUGGGGGAUGAGCACAGCACCCUGUCCCUCUUAUCAGAUCAGCAUGUGAGUGGAGCAAUUCUAUCAGAAUUGUCUCCAGCUUUAAAAACAAAAUUCUUCUGCCAAUUUUGUUUAAAACAAUCUUUGAAAACCGCUGUGUGUGUAUGUAUAUCUGCGUAUGCCUGUAUGUGUGUGUGUGUUGUAUGCGUGUUGUGGCAUAUGCACACGUGUGUGCAGGAGCCAGAAGAGGACGCCAGGUGCCCUUUCCUAUUGCUCUCCACUUCACUCAGUUAGGGACAGGUCUCUCCUUGAACCCGGAGCUAGGCCUGUAGACAGCAAGCACCGUGAUGGAUCCUUCUGUCUCUGCCCCCCAUGUUGCUAGGGCUAUCUGCUCAUGCCCAGCUUUUUACACGGGUGUGGGCCAUCCAAACUCAAUCCCUUGCACAGCAAGCGCCUUUACCUGCUGAGCCAUGCCCGAUGCUCUUAGCUGGGUGGUGGAGGCACACGCCUUCAAUCCCAGCACUCGGGAGGCAGAGGCAGGCGGAUCUCUAUGAGUUCGAGGCCAGCCUAGUCUACAAAUCAAGUUCCAGGACAUCCAGAGCUGUUACACAGAGAAACCCUAUCUUGAAAAACCAAAAAAGAAAAAAAGAAUGUUAUUAUUAUAUUUUAUAGUGAAAGGCACUGCUAGAGAUUUCACCUCUAUGGAUGGUCCAUUAUGUUUAUGUUUGUACCGUGCUUAUCAAAAAUCACAUAUCAUUUAUGCUCUUAUUCCUACUUAGAAAUAUAUAUAUAUAUUUUCUCAAAUACAUCUGUUCCAGGAUUAUUUUCAUGUUUAUUUAAGUUACAGAUGGUAGAUAGUUUUAUGAUUUCC
Molecule: messenger RNA, 7112 nt
Organism: Peromyscus maniculatus bairdii (prairie deer mouse)
Lineage: Eukaryota; Metazoa; Chordata; Mammalia; Rodentia; Cricetidae
Source: RefSeq, a predicted model, not a curated record